Molecule: messenger RNA, 1158 nt
Organism: Prorocentrum cordatum
Lineage: Eukaryota; Dinophyceae; Prorocentrales; Prorocentraceae
Source: the annotation of a GenBank genome assembly
GCCCAUGUCCGCACGCACCGCUUCGAUACCUUUGUGGUAUUUGUUCAAGCCACGUGCACGGGCGCUUUUGCCCGUGGGCGCUUGGGGCGAUGGCGCGGUCACGCUUCAUGCGGCCGACGCAGCAGGUGCCAGAUAACGGACCCAGCUCCAGAUUGGAUGUCGCGCCCGCUCCAGGACUGGAAGCUGCAACCACGCCCUCUCGCCGCGUGCUGCGCGGCUUCGUGCUGGCAGCGUUUUGGGCCAGGCUUCCUGUGGCCAGGGCAUGGGACAAGGACGGGCACGAGGCAAUCGGCAUGACUACCAUGAGUGCGCUGGAGCCUAAGGCCGUGGCGCACGUGAAGAGGCUCAUGCACGGGAAGGAUGCGGUCGACGUGGCAGGAUGGGCACUCAAGGUCAAUCAGAAGUUUCCGUGGACAGAAGAAUUGCACUUUCAGGCGCAACCUUUCAGAGAACCUGGCGCAAAGUGCAAAGGCGCUAACUUGACGGUCUGCCCUGACAACAGGUGUCUGCUCAGGGCCAUCAAGCAUUUUUACGGACGUUUGAUCAACAAGCCAGAGGUCGAGAUCGACUGGGGCGCUGGGGUGAAGUUGACUGACGCGGAUGCCGUCAAAUACCUGAUCAAUCUCAUCGGGGACUUGCACCAGCCGCUCCAUUUCGGCUGCCAGGCAGACAACAUGGGACGGAAUCUGAUGGUCAUGUUCCGCGGCAAGAAGACUAGCUUGUUCGAUUUCUGGGACAAGGAGAUCACACAGCACGUAAUCAAGGAGAGCCCCAACUUCUGGUGGGGCGGCUGGACGCACGUGCAGCGGACCCGAGUCGAGUACGAGAAGGACGGUGACGCCUUCAAGCAAGACGGCGUGGCUCUUUUCACCACGUGGGCCGACGAGGUUGCCCGGUACACCUGUGAGAACAUUUACAAGAUCCCGACCCAUGGCAGGCCCAUCAUGGACGAGGUGACCGGUGGAGUUUUCAAGGUGGACGAGGCCCUCUACGAGAUGUGGAAGCGCGAGAUGCUGAGCAAGAUGCUGGUGGCGGGCGCUCGCACGGCGAUCGUCCUGAACUCCAUCCUCCAACAGAAGGAGAUAGGCAGCCUGCACGGUGGCACGGCGGUCAGCAACCUCGAAGGCGAGGAGGACGAGGACACGAACGUCCACCAGG